Messenger RNA from Theileria equi strain WA, 240 nucleotides. RefSeq lists its product as hypothetical. The transcript has 2 exons. The record is from RefSeq and is a predicted model, not a curated record. Bases 1 to 240 code for a protein of 79 amino acids. Lineage: Eukaryota; Apicomplexa; Aconoidasida; Piroplasmida; Theileriidae.
AUGGUGAAAUCUACGUCGCUGCUAAUCAGUGAACAGUGCGAUUUUAUAAAUGGCGGUAAGAGAAGCGGUAAACGAAGAGUUUUUAACAUUUUGUCCGACCAAAUUGCAAAUUUGGAUGGAAAAGGAGUAGAAGAACCUGAAAGCUUCCAAGAUGAAGAUGUAGAAGCGAAACAAGAAGAGGAUGGAUGGCCAGUCCCGAAGAAUGUGGAGUAUACGAACGGAGUGAGCCCAAGCGACUAA